Anthostomella pinea is the source of this 1530-nucleotide messenger RNA. Lineage: Eukaryota; Fungi; Ascomycota; Sordariomycetes; Xylariales; Xylariaceae. The record is from the annotation of a GenBank genome assembly.
AUGGCCAAUGUCGCAUCCUCUGCCUUGAGACAGGCUUCGCGCCUUGGUCUCAAGCAGUCAUUGACGUCACUGCCGCUGCGUGCAACCAAGCAUGCCUCGAGGGUAGCUGCCACAGCUGCAAGCCAAGCUUCUCGAAGAGGUUACGUAUCAGAGACGAAACGAGAUAAUGCGCAAGUCAGCGUCGACACCGCCAUCAGGUUAGACAAGAAGGACUUCAUAAACGAGAAGGGCGAGCUGGUUAUGCCGGGCCCCGGAAGUCCCGCGAAUAACAGUCCCAUGGCCGACGUAUUGAAGGAGGCCACCAUGCUGGAGGAGGGCCAACGACCGAUAUAUCUCGACAUGCAAGCCACGACUCCGGUUGACCCGAGGGUCUUGGACGCCAUGUUACCCUUCUUCGUGAACGUAUACGGCAAUCCCCACUCGCGGACGCAUGCGUAUGGGUGGGAAACCGAAAAGUCGGUUGAAGAAGCCCGAGGGCACAUCGCGAGUCUCAUCGGCGCAGAUCCCAAAGAGAUCAUAUUCACGAGCGGCGCGACCGAGAGCAACAACAUGAGUCUCAAAGGUGUUGCCAGGUUUUUCGGGCGAUCGGGCAAGAAGAAGCACAUUGUCACGAGCCAGACCGAGCACAAGUGCGUUCUUGACAGCUGUCGACAUCUUCAAGACGAAGGCUUCGAGGUCACAUACCUACCAGUCCAGAACAACGGCCUAGUAAACAUGCAAGACCUCGAGGCUGCUAUCAGACAAGAUACAGCCAUCGUCAGCAUCAUGACAGUGAACAACGAAAUUGGUGUCAUUCAGCCGAUGGAAGAGAUUGGCAAACUUUGCCGUCAAAAGAAGGUGUUCUUCCACACCGAUGCUGCGCAGGCAGUUGGCAAAAUACCACUCGACGUCAAUGCAAUGAACAUUGACCUGAUGUCCAUCUCAUCACAUAAGAUUUAUGGACCCAAAGGCAUCGGUGCCUGCUACGUUCGCAGGCGCCCAAGAGUCAGACUCGACCCCAUUAUCAGCGGUGGCGGUCAAGAACGAGGUCUGAGAAGUGGCACUCUGGCUCCGCCGCUGGUUGUGGGCUUCGGCGAAGCCUGCCGCAUUGCCAAGGAAGAAAUGCAGUAUGACACCAAGCGCAUCAAGAUGCUAUCCGAUCGGUUAAUGAAGGGGCUUUUGUCUCUGGAGCACACCACCCAGAACGGCGCUCCCGAUAGGUUCUACCCCGGCUGCGUAAAUGUCUCGUUUGCAUACGUCGAGGGCGAAUCACUUCUCAUGGCUCUGAAGGACAUUGCAUUGUCGUCCGGCAGUGCAUGCACCUCUGCGUCGCUGGAGCCGAGCUACGUGCUGAGAGCGUUAGGCAACAGCGACGAAAGCGCACACAGCAGUAUCCGAUUCGGCAUCGGCCGGUUCACGACAGAGGAAGAGAUUGACUACGUCCUCAAGGCUGUACAAGAACGAGUCACCUUCCUCAGAGAGCUGAGUCCUUUGUGGGAACUCGUGCAGGAAGGGAUCGACCUAAACACCAUCGAGUGGAGCCAGCACUAA